Molecule: messenger RNA, 1071 nt
Organism: Rhizoctonia solani
Lineage: Eukaryota; Fungi; Basidiomycota; Agaricomycetes; Cantharellales; Ceratobasidiaceae
Product: actin-associated protein
Exons: 4
Coding region: 1-1071 (356 amino acids)
Source: RefSeq, a predicted model, not a curated record
AUGUCGGUUCCCGUAACUUCACAAGUCCCGACGGCUCCCGUUACGAGCGCCAUAGCUUCAACAAGUAUCGUGCCUACAACCACUUCACGCUCAUCCACUCGCCGACAUAGAACAACGACAAUCACAUCGGCCUCGUCUGUAUUCCCGACGGUUGUGCCCUAUGACCCUGCCGAGGAACGGCAAGCCGACUCGCAUAGAACAAAGAUCCUCAUUGGUAUAUUUACAGGCUUUGGAGUUAUCCUCCUUGGCCUCGUUGCAUUUCAGCUCUUUAGAUGCUACAAGCGCAGGUACAAGAACAAAGACACGCCCUUGCCUCCUCCGCGGGAGACAGGUCGACCCCCUAGUAUGAUGAUGCGCCAUGGCUCUGGAUCAAAUCUCAUUUCACCAAGUUUGCGCAGCAACACGCCAUCGACCGAUAUCAAAGUCGACGAGGUUGGACGGCGCAGCAGCGAUCCUUCUCGUGCCCCUGGGCGAGAGGACUCACCUGACAACAGUUUGACAGGAUCGGCCCUUGUUCCCAACGACGAUGAACUUGGGAGGCGCCGGUCCCCUCUCGGCUCUCGUUCGCAAUCUCCGUCGAAUUUGUCAGUUCCACGCCCUCCUUCGCAAGCACAAGUCCGCCUCGACUCUCAGGCCAGGAUAGCUCGUCCCAACUCGGUUAUGCUCAACCAGCGUACCUCGCACCUCGGCGCGCCGAACCCGGGAAAUCGCAAUUCGACCUAUGACCCCAGUAGACGUUCAUCCUACUAUGCGUCCGGGAACCGUGCCCCUGGCCCCGAAUUGUUUAAUUAUGCGUUAAGCGGGCGUCACGACAUGGGUUUGGACUUUGCUCAAGGUUCGUCUUGGGGGAGUCGUGGAAAUCUGGCAUCGGGGAGCGAACAAGAUCAUAACCAAACGUUGGCACCUCCCCGAGUUGCUCGGCCGGAUUCAUGGGUUGGCAACUCGCAUUCAUCCACGCCGAGUUUGACCGAUAGCCCUGUCAAAUCUGAUGCACCCUUGCCUCCGCCCAAGGAGAGCAGUCUUUCACGUGGCCGCGAUCGCGCCUCUCGAACCGAAGUCUCGCAUUCUUAA